Messenger RNA from Microdochium trichocladiopsis, 1784 nucleotides. RefSeq lists its product as uncharacterized. Bases 385 to 1518 code for a protein of 377 amino acids. The record is from RefSeq and is a predicted model, not a curated record. The transcript has a single exon. Lineage: Eukaryota; Fungi; Ascomycota; Sordariomycetes; Xylariales; Microdochiaceae.
CAAUAUGACCACGCACCCAGCAUGUGUGAAACAUUGAAGACGGCGAGGCGGAAAGGUCUGCGAAGCCUCGCACAGCUGUGUCUCGCCAGAUGUCCUUCUGACUAGUCCAGCCAGACCUGCUCCAUUCCUACUAUCCUUUGAUCGGUCGACGGUGGAAGCGUUUUGUGGAAUGGGGUACGGCGUGAAGAGUCUGAGAGGAAGAUAAAUCCCACGUGGCCGUGGCAAUUGUCUCUCGGAUUCCAGCAGUCGUUCACUCUUGCGCCUCCGUACGGAUUAUCGAUCGUCAAACUCCUCCCAGCGAGCAGCUUGUUGAACUUUGAAGCGCGGCCUAGGCACUCAAUAACACCUGCCCCUCAGAGGUGUUCCGCCCGUACAUGGUCGUUCAUGAAAUUACACGAGCAACCGACACCGCUCACAGUCUCUACAUACCCCAGACUCAUUGAGCAACCACUCCAGCUCGCCAUGCAUUCUCCCGUGCUCUCGCGACGCGCGAUAUCUCUCCGCUCCGUCCCAAAUAUAGCCCUCCUUUGGCUCUUGGCUGUGCACUUGCACUCCUCUGCCUCAGCAGCGCCUAUUUCCUCAAUCACCGUCCAUCGCGUCCGCCAAGAACCCACGCCGCCAGAGAGGGAGACAUGGGCCAUCAGGAACAUGUCCCGCGUCUGCUCGGUCGGGGACAACCUCUGCGAGUGGAACUUUGUCAUUGACACCAGCCCGCCGUCGUCGCCGGGGCACCAGGGAUCCCCGGCGGAUCAUCACGCCACCAUUGCCGCUGCCGCCGCCGCGCUCGCCGGUCACCACGAGAGCGUGGAGGAGGGCAAAAGUGGUGGGGAUGAUGUCCUGGGUACCUCUGGUGCUGGGAGUCGUCGUAGUCGUCGUCAUCAUCUUCAACGGAACAACGAGGCAAGGCGAGAGCAAGGACCCAUCUCGAUUCUGGAUAUGUUGAGGGUGACGAUCACCGAUGCCUUCGCCUUGUUCUAUGGACAUCAUCAUGACAUCAAGAGCGGCAACAACAACAACACUGAUAUGCAGGAUAGCCACGACGGAACCCGCAUACUAGCAAGACAACACACCGCAGCCACAGCCUCCAAAAUGACAGCGGCGGCAGCCCUCCUCACCCCCUGUAGACACCUCACCUACUCCGACCCCGGCCAAGGCAUCCCCGCCUCCCGCGCGACCACGACCGCAAUAACCACCUGCGGCGCAUUCAGAGUGACCUCUGGUUGGACACGCGCCGUCGUAAGAGUCGGCAAUGCCGCUACCGCCGCCGGGGCCAGUGCUACCGGGGCCAGAGUUAGUGGUGGUGGUGGUGGUGGUGGUGGUGGUGGUGGGUUCGAUGAGAUCAUCGCUGCCGCCGCCGACGAUGACGACGACGACGACGGCUUCACGGUGCUAAGCGUCGUCGAUGCAGCGCGCGGCGUGCUCGUCUGGCCUGCGUACUCGGAUUCCGAGCUCCUCAGCGCUGCGGCGGGCGGUGCGCCGGUCGGGGAUAGGAGGUAUACCGUUGAAAAGAUUCCGUGAAAUCUAGCCAGUUUCCCCUUUGGCUGGAAAAGGGGAUAUGUGAGUGUUUGGGCUGAUUUGCGGUCGUGGAAGGGGCGAGUUUGUGCUGGAGUGGAGUUUUAGGUCAUUCGUUGUCUUCCCUGCGUGUCGGGUCUCUCUCCUUUUCUACUCUUUCCAUUUUCUAUUUUCUUUUCCCCCUCUCUCGGAGCAUAGGGUCCAGUACCAGGAGGAGAUAGGAAAAUGAAGAAAGCACACUGAUUCAAAUGUCUUUCGAACGAUCCAACGUC